CGCAGGAAUAUGGAUAUGUCAGGAUCGAAAUCGACCAAAUCGAAAAAUUUGUGAUGCAUAAAAUGUAGGGCACUGAAGGCCUGUAUUGGGGAGCAAGCAAAUGAGGCCGAUUGUAAGCCUGUUUAGGGGCAUGCAAUGUGCUGCCAGAGUAGCAUGACAGGAGCAGCCUUCUUUGCCCAAACAGAAUGACAGACUCGAUGUGGGUGCCCCCGAAAUUUGUCAUGUGCCACUUGAAAACUGGGGCUCCAACUGACGUCGAUUUUGUGCAUCACAAGUUUUUCGAUUUUGUCAAUUUCGAUUCUGACACUUCCAUAAGGAAGAGGAUGUUGAUAUGGCGGGCUCUGAAACUGCGCCGCAUAGUAUGUUGACACGGGGGGCACAACGAGGACCAAGAGGUCCUCGGACGAGGGCGAUGAAUGUGACUCUGCUACCUAUUGAGGCUGUGGGCGGUAGUAGCAAGAAUGAAACUACUAGCUCAGCAGGAUCACGUGGCGCCGCCACCAAUUCUUCUGGAGCAGAAAAAGUGCAUUCAGCAACGAGAUUGAAUGCCGCGACAGCCCCAAAUUCAACAGCUUUUCGUUGUAACAAAGUUCAAGCUUUUAUGGACACACUCAACGGCAUCGUCGUGCGGAACCCACCUUACGUACAUCCGAAAGUGACCAUGGCCGAGCGACGAGCGGUAGUGGUGCAGCGAAGGGCAGAAGAGGAGGACCGGAAGCGGAAGGAGCUAUUUGAACAGCUGAAACACAACACACUGAGAAAUCCGGCGAUAAUUAAUGCGAAUAUCCUGUGCAAAAGUAUCGUAUUCGUAUAAAUGCAAGCCUUGCAUUACAAAUCUUUGUCUUAAGGUAAAUCCGCAUUACAAAUUUCAUUUCUCAUGCUGAGAAAAUUUGUAAUGCAUUUCUACGAGUGCGAUACUUUUGCAAUUCAUAGCGAAUUUCCUGGACCAAUCUCCGGAGAGCGUGCUCGAAUAUCAAAUGUAAAAAUGUCUGGGUCGGUCUGGAAGAAUGCAUGUUUGUCAUGCUUGUCUGGCAUGACUCUUAAAUCUGUCAUGCACGUUACCCAAGAGCCCCACUUUUCUGUCAUGCAAAAACGCAGUUUGUCAUGCAGAAUAGGCAUCAUAUAGAAGCUCAGAAACUUGUCAUGCUGAGCCAGCACCUGUGGCCUCCUCAUGAUACGCCACCCAGCAUCACAAGUUUCCAGACCCAGACACUUUUACAAUCCAUAUCGAAGAUUUAGACGCCAUUGACGCUGCCUAAGCCUGGGACAAGAUGAACCUAUUGAGUCCGUCGUGGUGUCAUGCUGGAAAUGAUUUGUCUUUGCCCUGCAGUGAUCUUCAUCUCCGCUAAAUCCUAUACCCUGGAUCGCACAUCACAGGGAACGCAACCUCGCACGCUCAUCACAUAAACGAGCUACAGUCGACGUGUUGAUGUUGCGCGGAGUUCUGUCUUGUUGUCAUUUUUUCCCAUGUCGCAUCACAAAGUUUGGGAGAACGACGAUAUAUCACGCUUACCUAGUACUCAAGUGCGGUUGGUGGUCACUAUGUCGAUCAGAAAGAUGUAGAGUAGAUGCAGAGGCUUGUAUAUUUUCAUCCCGUUCUUGUUGUUCAUGUUCAUCACGACCCCGUGUCGCUGACUCUCAGACAGUUCUUCCAUUUUCAUAAUUCAGACGAAAGCCUUCGUACCAGCUUCCAACGCAGCGUGAGCGAGACCAUCGGGCAUCAAGCUGACAGUAUGGCAAGCCUGGGAAACCAGCGACAGCAGA
Molecule: messenger RNA, 1764 nt
Organism: Amoebophrya sp. A120
Lineage: Eukaryota; Dinophyceae; Syndiniales; Amoebophryaceae
Source: the annotation of a GenBank genome assembly